Hyaloperonospora brassicae is the source of this 936-nucleotide messenger RNA. The record is from the annotation of a GenBank genome assembly. NCBI's taxonomy places the organism in Eukaryota, Oomycota, Peronosporomycetes, Peronosporales, Peronosporaceae.
AUGGAGAACGACAAUGCGGAUGCCAAGUGGUCUGCACAUGCAACGACGUAUAGCUCGGUCUUUGGAUCGAUGACGCAGUACUGGGCCGCUGACGCACUGCAAAUUGCGCACCGCGACAUUCUCGAGAAACUCGAUCACAAUGCAAACUCGGGUGUUCCUUUCCACUUCCUGGACGUUGGCUGUGGCCCUGGAGUCCUUAGCUUCGAAUUCGCACGUCGAUAUCUCCAUAAGAAGACGGACAUACGCAUUACCGCGUCGGAUUGGUCGGACAUGAUGUUGCAGGAAAUGACGAAUGCGCUGGAAGACGAUCCCGCGUUGCGUCCGUUCCGUGCCGCGAUCACCCCGUUGCAAGCAGACGGAACAACGUUGGACAGCAUUCCGACUGCGUCGGUCGAUGCCGUCGGCUCGAAUUUCGGGCUCAGUAUCAUCAUCGAUCGCACCCCAGCGUGGAAAGCAGCUCGUCGCGUGUUGAAAGACGACGGCCUUUUGAUUGUCACGGCGUGGGCUGACAAGAGUUCGCAUUUGAUAUGGUUUGAUAAGCUCACCGAUAUGUUCAAUGCUGCAGGAGGUGAUGGAGAGCCACUGCCGCAUCCGUCGUUGGUGGUAGCAUCGGAUCGAGAGAGGGUGCUGAAGGAGCUACAAGCUGCGGGGUUCCGACAGGUCAAGUCGUACUGCACGACACACACGGUUGUGUUUGACGACUCGAAAACAUUCGCGCAAGCAACUAUGAGCAAUCCCUCUGGUGUCAAGUUCUUGGAGAGGCUGACGAAGGAGCAGAUGGAAGCGACGCUGAUGAACCUGAUGGAAGAAGACAGUCGCAAAAACACAUACUCGGAGGAAGGUUCUGCUGCGACAACGACAAGUGGCGAUGUAGUCGCCGACCUCUCUCCGACUUUGAUUCCAAUUACUGCGUUCACGAUCGUUUCACGAAAGUGA